UCUGAUGCGGAUUUGAGCUUCAAGAUCGUAUGAUUAGGGUUUUCUUUGCUACGUUUUUUGUCCCAAUUCAUACAUAAUUUUAGGUACGUAUGUAUGUAUUGUGUGAUUAUGGUCAGUGGUUUCCCAAUUCAUUUGAUGCAUCUAGCUAUUUUUUUGAGUCCAGUGCUUUGGUUUGAGUUUGAUUCUAUGACUGAUUGUGUAUUGCCUUGUUCUUUGGUUUUCCCAAUUCAGUGAUGCGAUUUUGUUUCCGCAUGUGAUUAGUGUGUCUGUUUAUCAAUUUCAUUUUACUGAAUUAUGUGAGAAUGGGAGUGGUGAUUUGUGGAGAUAUGGAAGAAGAAUCAGAGAUAUUUAGUUCUUUAAUGCCUUUGUUUGUCUUGGAUUUGGAGUGGGAAUCUCAAUUGGACUGGUUAUUGGGUAUUAUUUGUUAAUAUUUUUCAAUACACAUUGUUACAAAAAGGAUGUUUGGUUAGUUUGUUAAUUAGUGAUUUUCCGUGUCAACCAAACAAUAGAAAAUGUUUUCCUAUCACAACCAAACACCAGAGAUGUUUUCUAAAUAAAGUUUUUCACAGAAAAGGUUUUCCAAAAAAAUAUUUUCUGCCCGAAAUAAACGGAGCGUAAGAAGAAAAUAUGAGGACAAGUUAUUAGUGUAAAUUAUUUAUUUUCAUCCCCAACCUCACAAGGGGUGUGUGCACUCUACCAUCAGUUAGUUUAGACAGGAAAAGAAACUGUGCAGAUCACUCCACAAACCAUAAGGGGGGUUCUGUGGUCAAGUAUAGUGACUCACAGUCACUGUAUUCGAAAUCAUCUUCUUGCGUCUAAAUCAGGUAUAAUCUAUUUUUCUGAUUUGGGAGUGACAAUAACUGUAAAAGUUUGGGAGGUAAUCCGCACAAGCCCCAAACCAUAGGGAGGUAAAGUGGACUUUACCCUAUUUUUUAUUGUUAGCUUUGAAAAUACCAUUUGACAGUUUAGUGUGUGGCGUGAAUUCCUUCGAAGGGAUUUGUAUAUAUUAGCUUUUGUGUUUGGAACACUAGAUUAAUGAAAAGUCUGACACAAAUUGUGUAGUGCCUGUGCGUUGUUGACAAGCCCCAAACCAUAGGGAGGUAAUCCGCACAAGCGUCAAACCAUAGGGAGGUAAUCCGCACAAGCCCCAAACCAUAGGGAGCUAGAUCUUUGACAAGAUGUCUGGCCAAACCCAACGUUUGAAUGUUGUUCCAACUGUUACAAUGCUUGGUGUAAUGAAGGCUCGCCUUGUUGGUGCUACAAGAGGUCAUGCUCUCCUAAAAAAGAAAAGUGAUGCUUUAACAGUGCAGUUCCGCCAGAUCCUCAAAAAGAUCGUCUCUACUAAAGAAUUGAUGGGAGAGAGCAUGAAAACAUCCUCGUUUGCCCUCACCGAAGCCAAGUAUGUUGCUGGAGAAAACAUUAAGCACAUUGUCCUUGAAAAUGUCAAGAACGCAUCGCUUAAAGUGCGAUCUAGGCAGGAGAAUGUGGCUGGCGUGAAACUCCCCAAGUUUGAAUAUUUCACUGAAAGUGAGACAAAGAAUGACCUGACUGGACUGGCAAGAGGUGGCCAGCAAGUGCAAGCUUGUCGUGCUGCUUAUAUAAAAUCCAUUGAGGUUCUAGUUGAGCUAGCUUCUCUCCAAACAUCAUUCUUGACACUUGACGUGGCAAUCAAAACCACAAACCGAAGGGUCAAUGCGUUGGAGAAUGUUGUGAAGCCAAGGAUAGAGAACACAAUAAGUUACAUCAAGGGAGAACUUGAUGAGCUGGAGAGGGAAGAUUUUUUCAGAUUGAAAAAGAUCCAAGGUUAUAAGAAGAGGGAAAUGGAGAGACAACGCGCAUCUGCCAAGCAGUUUGCAGAGGAUCAAUCUGCAGAGAAAGUUUCUUUGCAGAAAGGGAUUUCAAUUAAUGCAGCACAUAACUUCUUGUCCGCUGCUAUGCAGAAAGAUGAGGACAUAAUUUUCUGAUAUGGAGGUUAGUUUCUUGUCGCGUUGUCAGGCUUUGCCCCUGCUGCUUGUCUUAUGUUGGGAAUGUGUUUCAGUUAUUAGAUAGCCAAGAUUUUAUGUAUUCAAAUAAAAGCUUCAUGUAUAUUGCUUCUUUUUGUUUUUGGAAUAGACUUGUGGCUGAAUUUUCCAUCUCUUGGUUUUUUGGUUGGGCGGUUUCUUGUUAAUUGUUGUAAGACGGGUUUAUUCAUAUAUCCAUGUGGUUGGAGUAGUUGCAGUUCA
Rhododendron vialii is the source of this 2222-nucleotide messenger RNA. RefSeq names its product V-type proton ATPase subunit D. The record is from RefSeq and is a predicted model, not a curated record. Gene Ontology annotation, cellular component: vacuolar membrane; proton-transporting V-type ATPase complex. Gene Ontology annotation, molecular function: proton-transporting ATPase activity, rotational mechanism. The coding region runs from base 1179 to 1964 and encodes 261 amino acids. NCBI's taxonomy places the organism in Eukaryota, Viridiplantae, Streptophyta, Magnoliopsida, Ericales, Ericaceae. The transcript has 2 exons.